Molecule: messenger RNA, 4699 nt
Organism: Epinephelus fuscoguttatus (brown-marbled grouper)
Lineage: Eukaryota; Metazoa; Chordata; Actinopteri; Perciformes; Serranidae
Gene: ogfr
Product: opioid growth factor receptor
Exons: 7
Coding region: 191-1870 (559 amino acids)
Cellular component (GO): membrane
Molecular function (GO): opioid growth factor receptor activity
Source: RefSeq, a predicted model, not a curated record
UGAAUGCAGCAUCAGUACUGCAGCCGCCAACGGUGCCGCUGUCUGACGAUGGUAGGCUGGAAAGACGGAUGGUCAGGGCCGUCCUCGUCUAACCUGAACAUGCAAGUUUAACUCGAUUCAUGCCCGGUUAUAGUGCUAAACCAGGUUACACGUGUAUUCAGCCUUAGCUAGUCGCAUUACGGUGAUUUUCAUGAUGGAGGACGACUGUGUGUGUGAGUACGACUCGACCUGGGACACAGAGAGUGAUGGAGACGACCCGGCCGGAGAGAGCCAAACCCGUCGGUCAUGUCAAGACAAAAACAAAUCUGGCUGGACAUUAAAUUGGCAUCAUACGCCCAGAAACAUGAGGGCAGCAAAGGACAUGCAGAACUACAGAAGAGGCUAUCCAAAUCUUACAGAUGACGAGUGCUCAGAAGACAAAAUGAACAACUUGCAGUUUUAUCUCAAUAAAUUUCCCUCUGCUCCUGAUGAUGUCUACAUUGAAUCUUUUCUCAAGGAAUGGAAAAAUGAUUACAAAAGACUGGAGAGAGUGCACUCGUACAUUCAGUGGCUGUUUCCACUGCGAGAGCCGGGGGUUAAUUACAUGGCUUCAGAACUCACCAAGAAGGAAAUUGAGGCCUUCAAGAAGAAUGAGGAUGCCAAAAAGAGACUAGUUGAGUCCUAUGAACUCAUGUUGGGCUUCUAUGGCAUGCGUUUGAUGAACAAAGAGACGGGUGAAGUGAAACGAGCUGAUAAUUGGAAGGAGCGAUUUGGAAACCUGGAGCGGAAUAUGCACAACAACCUGCGCAUCACUCGCAUCCUGAAGAGCCUCGGAGAGCUGGGCUUUGAGCACUACCAAGCCCCACUUGUGCGCUUCUUUCUGGAAGAAACUCUAGUCAAGAAGACCCUCAGCAGUGUCAAACGCAGCGUGCUUGACUAUUUUUUGUUUGCUGUCCUGGACAAGCAGAAGCGUCAGGAGCUCAUUCGCUUUGCAUAUCAUCACUUUGAGCCAAAGGACAAGUUUGUGUGGUGUCCCAGAAAGAUUCAGAAACAAUUCAGGAAGGCAGAGAAAAGAUCUGAUGCCGUCGGGAACGGAGAUGGAAAAGAUGAAGCGUAUUCACGGAGUAAAAGCAAAGAUGGGGAAGCAGUUGUACAACAGAAAGAAGAAGGACUGGAUAAUGUUACAAAGGCACAGAAAGGAGCUGAUAAAACCGCAAGUAAAGACAAAAAUAAACAGUCUGAGGCGUCACCUGAGCCAAAACCAGAAGUGGAGACCGUUGGGAAUGGAAACGCAGAGGCUGAGCCUAAUAAUGAAAUUUUGGGGAAUGGAAAUGACUCUACAGGUGAUGUUGAUGAAAUGGAUCAGUCGCCCAGUCCUGAGUCUGUGACGGCAAAAACUGAGCCUUGUGUGGACAAAGAGGACACAUUGACCAAUAACUCAAAGGAUACUGCCAAGGAACCAGACAACAUUAUGCAAACAGAUGGGGACAUAGACACUGAAAAACCACCGAAGAAGAAGAGAGAAGAUAACAAGGUACUGCCAAGCAAUGGCUCUGCUGGGGACGCCGCCAGUGGACAGAUGGAGGAGAAAGCUGGUGCUAAUAAAGCCACCGGUCAAAUGAGCCCAUCAGCGCAAACCCCCCCUAAGACUUCAAAACAUUCACCUUCUCUUUCCUCUGGAAGGGAGGAGAAAAUCCCAAGGACUGAUUUUAAUCAAGUGCCAGAUAAAAAGGAAGAGGAAGAAACGUCGCAGGCAAAUGUGCCAGCAACAAAUGGGUCAGCGACGAGCACUGAGAAAGGUGUGGAUGAACAGAUAAACGCGAAGGAGUCGGAGGAUAUUGAUAUGGAAUCAAACCCUGUGAGCUCUGACCAAAAUGUGGAGAGUACAUGAAUAAACUCGAUGAUAGGAGAAAAUAGAUUAAUUUGAGGUUAAAUGAAAUGUAAUAUAGGGACAGAGUACUUAAAAAGACUUCCUGGGCCUUAUUUCUACUAUAUUUGAUGUUUAGAUAUGAAUUCUUUUCACUUUGAAGGAGUAUAUGAAUUAAUUAACUCGCUAAAUGUGGGACUGGAUGUGACAGUUUCCACAUGACCAUCAGACAAUAUUAAAGGAGAGGGCUAGUGAUAUUCUGUAUUUUUGUUGUUGUCAACAAAUCCCACGAAAAAGACAAAAAUAUAUUAGAGACUCAACACGCCACAGAGAGUAAACAUGCUAGCAAUAUUAGCUUACUUGCAGUAGUGCUCCCAUGGAGGAGCCAGUGGGGUCCAUGGCCACCCUGAUACAAUUGUUGGCCUCCUAGCAAAAAUAACUGUCGGCCAACAUUACUGCCUUGAAGAGGCUGUGGCAUGCUCAUUUUUUAAGCUAGCAUAAAGGCAGGGUUACUUUGUGAAACAAGACAGCCUAAAGCGGGAUUUAUACUUUUGCGUCAGAGCCUACGCACGUGGCCUGUGUUGUUGUGAGCAUUUAUACUUGUUCGGUGGUGUCUGUGUCACUCUGCAGUUACACCUCCAAACAACUAGUCGGCUGUAGGGUUUCUGUGAAGCGCUGUAAAGCUUAGUUGUUCAAAACACACAUUAAACAUGGCUUAAUAGAGACAAUUUCAAACGCAAGUACACAAAUUUGGCUUCACAAUAACUUGUAGCAUUCACAGACAAAGCUCUUGUCUUUAUCUGGACACAUUUUCCCCACAAAUACAACAAGCUAACAUUAUUAGCAUGAGCCUCUGGCAUUUUACAUUGUAUAAAUUAGCUUAGCAGCUAGCGGACAUUUCCUCUAUCUGUAUGAAGCCAGGGACAACAGCAACAUUUAACAAAGGUAACAUAACAAAAUUUGACUCCAUUACAACUCACAAGGUUCACUGACAAAACAACUGUCUUAUACUAAACACAUUUUCCAAACUAAUUUAACAUGCUAACGUUAUUAUGUUAUUAUUACAUUGUAUAAAUUAGCCUAAUAUCGGAGAUUUCCUCUGCUCAUAUGAAGACAGGAUAAAUCACAACCAAGACUAAAAUGCUAUUUUGUGCUGGCUUUAUUGUCUUCAGUUUAUUGUUUUCUAUCCGUGAAAUUAAAGUAAAUAAAAGCUUUUUUUUCCACUGAGGGAAAUUAGGUCUGCAUUUCUGGGGAGGUGCAUGUCAGGCUUCAGUGUAGGCUCUACGUUGAUGCAGAACCUAUGCUGUAGGUACGGCUUCGAUUUGACGCAUAAGUAUGAAUCCUGCUUAAGGCAUCAAUUGGUUGUCGGAAAAGGGGCUAAGUAACGCUGCAAAUUUAGGUUACAUUUUGGUGAGGGAACAACUGGCAUGGCCAUUUUCAAAGGGGUCCUCUUGAACGUUUUGUGGACACCAACUGAAGUUUAGAAGGCUUGUUGCCAGAAAAUGUUUUGUUCCUUACAGUCAAUGUAAUCCUUAAAAUUAAAGCUGUGCAUUUGUCUUUUUUAAAAGAAGGACAAGCAGCCUGUUUGGAAGACAAUGAAUUGCCUAACAUGUAUAGAUACAUAGCACAUUGAAACAGGAAUGUUGUGGAACUCAAGCUGUUAACUGUACCAGUAUUAGUCUAUACAUUAUCAGGUAAUUAGUAAUAUUAACUGUAAGAUAAGGACACGUUUAUUAGUGCUCAAUUCCUUAACUAUCUAUAUGGGCAUAGUUCUCAACUGGCCUCCUGUAUAUACUUAAACUGUAUAAUCAAAUUCCUGGUAUUCAGUUAUGGCUGACCUGUCUGUGGCUCUCAGCUCCCAGCGCACUGGUUCUUAUCAAACUUCUUAUCUAUAGAAAUAGGUCAUAUGUUUUUCAGUUAAAUAAUUGCACAGCAGGUGACUAGUAUUUAUCAAAUGUUACUUAAUCUGGAGUAAAUAUUGAUUUUCUGUCAGAGUAUUUGUAGCUGGGGUUUUGAGAGUAUGUACAGCAGCAGGACAGUUCAUGUGGGAUCAACUGUAGAUGAACUACAGUGUUUAUUUUAAUGGAAGAAAUGCAUCAGCCAGAAACACUGCGGCUCAUUGAUGUGUUUUAAUAUACAGACAGUAUAUGUGAGUGAUGUGAAUUAAUUGUUUUGGUCUUUUUAUGUGGGAUUUGUUGACAAAAAGAGAAAUAUAGAACAUUACCAGACUCAUCCUCUUUAGAUACUAAUGACUAAGGCUGAUAUUUAAUAUGUCUACAGAAUACAUAAAGCACUAUUAUUAAUGUAUGUUAAUGAAAUGAUGGUUUCAGCAUUUUUUUAACACCUUAAUACUUUCACAAUUGAACAUUUUUUUUGCACUGAAAAAUAAUUGGAAGAGCUUUUGUUUCUCUCUUCGGGCUGUUUGUGUGUGAGUAAAAAUCUGUACUGGUUUGUGUUUCUGCUGGACCCUGCUAUUCAAAUAGAAUUAAGACUGAAUGUCACUUAAGUUACAUUUCGAUGCACAGUCUGUGUGUUUUCAUGCAGAUUUGGGAAGUAGACUUGACGAACAACUGAGAGCCUUGCCAAAAAAAAAUGUGAUGAGACUGGUUGAUUGUACAAAAUGUAUGUCUUCUCAGCAGAACUGAUGAAGCUUUGGCUAUAAUUUAAAGUCCACUGUAUGUUAAUUUGACAUGAGUGAAGUCCAUGAACAUUUACAAGCCAGGGUGAGUAUAUUGAUGCAUCUUUUUAUAUUUGCACUUAAUUUUCACUAGUAAUUAUUGAAGUUAUGGUAUUUGCAUAAUGAAAUGGUAAUAACUUUACAAAAGUACUGAAUUCUUUGUAUAUGACUUUUUU